Messenger RNA from Bradysia coprophila, 2524 nucleotides. It is a transcript of the gene IKKepsilon, whose product is annotated as I-kappaB kinase epsilon. The record is from RefSeq and is a predicted model, not a curated record. Lineage: Eukaryota; Metazoa; Arthropoda; Insecta; Diptera; Sciaridae. Gene Ontology annotation, cellular component: cytoplasm. Gene Ontology annotation, biological process: peptidyl-serine phosphorylation. Gene Ontology annotation, molecular function: protein serine/threonine kinase activity; ATP binding.
CUCCUCAAAUAGCGCUUCAAUUUAUGACUUCCAUUGACAGCUUUGUACACGACGUGCGUUUUAUUGCGGCUUCGUUCAUUUUGACGUUUAUUGUUUCACAAUGAAAAUAAUCAAAACAUAAAUAUCCACGGAAGACGUAUCGUAAAUUCAAUUCUUUAGGAAAUUAGUGUUAAUUAAUCUGGUAUCAUGUCCUUUCUAAGGGGAUCACUAAACUAUGUUUGGUGUACAACUAGUGUACUCGGUAAAGGAGCAACUGGAGCAGUAUUCCAGGGAGUGAAUAAGCAUAAUGGAGAACCAGUUGCAGUGAAAACAUUCAAUCAGAUGAGCCAUAUGAGGCCAGUGGACGUGCAAAUGAGGGAAUUCGAGGUGCUGCAAAAAGUUAGCCAUGAAAAUAUUGUCAAACUGUUGGCUAUCGAAGAUGAUCAAGAAGGUCGAGGAAAGGUGAUUGUCAUGGAACUGUGCACAGGAGGAAGUCUAUUCAAUCUACUUGACGAUCCGGAGAAUGCGUACGGAUUGCCAGCCCAAGAAUUCCGGCUGGUUUUGGAGCAUCUAACCGGCGGAAUGAAACAUCUACGGGAUAACAAUCUGGUGCAUCGGGAUUUGAAGCCGGGCAAUAUCAUGAAAUUCAUUUCGGAAGAUGGUCAAACCAUUUACAAAUUGACGGACUUUGGUGCGGCCAGAGAACUGGAAGACAAUCAACCGUUUGUGUCUUUGUAUGGAACGGAGGAGUAUCUUCAUCCUGACAUGUAUGAACGAGCUGUUCUCCGAAAGUCCGUCACAAAAACAUUCACCGCAAAUGUCGAUUUGUGGUCGAUCGGUGUGACACUAUUCCAUGUGGCUACAGGGAAUCUGCCAUUCCGACCGUACGGUGGUCGGAAGAACAAAGAGACGAUGCACUUGAUAACAACAAAAAAAGCAUCGGGCGUCAUAUCCGGCACACAAACCUCAGAAAACGGUCCGAUCGAAUGGUCACGAACAUUGCCGAACCACUGUCAGCUGAGCAAUGGUUUGAAGAAUUUGGUAACACCACUGCUGGCCGGCUUAUUGGAAGAAAGUCAAACGCGAAUGUGGUCGUUCGAUCGGUUCUUCAAGGAGGUGACGAACAUAUUGAGUAAAAAAGUGCUUCACGUCUUCUACAUGAACAAGAGUUCGUCGAUUGAAGUGUACGUGCACGAGGACGAUUCAUUGUACAGUUUCAAAGAGCACAUCGAAUUGCAAACGGACGUUCAUCCGGAAAGUCAGAUUCUACUGCUGGGAAACGAACACUUGGAAGAGAAAGUCGACAUAAACACACUGAUCAAAGGCUACCCGGAUACCAAUGCCGAUUCGCCGAUAUUCCUAUACAGCACCGACAAUAACAAUGUGACAAUACCGACCGAGCCAGAGUUGCCGAAAUUUCCAUCGUUUCCGAACAGUGUUUCGGUGGAGAAUGAUGCUAGUUUGGCCAAGGUGGGAUGCAGUGUUGGGCAUGAAUGUAAGCGACGCAUUGAAACGUAUUCGAGAAUGGAUCGAUUGUUGAAGGUCGGAGUGGAAGAGUUCAUUCAAAUGCUUAAUCAUUCGUUGGAGGCGUUGAUAGAGAAGACCAAACAUUUAGAGGAGAUGAGUGCUGUUGUAAGUGAACUGGGCGAAACGGUUAAUCUGAUUGCUACAAAUACUGACUGCGCCAAGGAUAUGAAUGUAAUCACAAGUAAGCUUGAUAGCCUUAAACACAACGUUGUGUCUGGAAUUGUGGAGCCAACACAUCAGUUGUACAAGAAAUUCGUCGUCGAAGAAUCGUUAAGUGCCGAAUGGAAAUCGGCGAUCAGGGAAAAGAAGUGUCCGUGCAAGACACGCUCCUCGGAACGGGCAAAGCAUUUAACCGAGAGAUUACGAGACUCGUGGCAGCAUUUAUUGAGGGACAGAGCGACGAGAUCACUAACGUACAACGAUGAGCAGUUCCACGCACUGGAAAAAAUUAAGGUGGCCGAGACUGGCAAACGAAUCAAGUCGUUGCUGAACGAUGAUGUGCGACCGGUUGUCGCUCAAAUAGCUGAAUGUUUGGCCGAUUGGUAUAAACAUGCGCAAACGAUUUACGUAAAGACACAGUAUCUGGAAAAGGACACAAAGAGUUGCGGUCAUUCGCUGUCCGGAAUCAGAGAUCACAUUUUUCAAAUUAAGGAAGAGCUACGGAAUGACGACGGCGAGUUACAGGUUUGUUAUAAUGGAGCGUAUGAACCAGCCAAACCGCCGCCAGCUCAACACCGCGAAUCACACAGGGAUAUGCGUAGCGCGCUCACCAACGCCGAUGAAAUCAACGAAAUUCUGCGAGUUAAUGCAGAACUGAUUCAAUUAUUACAGCAAUUGGGUUGUGGCGAUGAUAAUCUGAAUUCAAUUGAUCACAGUCGACUGUAGACCGUAAUUGGGUUUGGAGAUCAUUCGCUGCCUUCGCUUGUAAGAUAAUACACUGGACUACGCUCACGAUAAGCAAAUAUUUUUUAGUUUUAUUUUUAAAUUUUUAAUAAAGCAUGGAGAUUAAAUAGAGAAA